This is a messenger RNA of Bursaphelenchus okinawaensis, 2693 nucleotides long. The record is from the annotation of a GenBank genome assembly. Lineage: Eukaryota; Metazoa; Nematoda; Chromadorea; Rhabditida; Aphelenchoididae.
AUGUACAGCAACAGGUUUGAGUACGAUGGAGCGUCACAAACCUUGUGGAUAACAGUUUUAGUAUCAAUGGGUGCAUUUUUGGUUUCUGUGCUGUUUUAGUAAGUUGCAAUAUUUUUUAAAACCAUAAUAUUGAUUUAUAUUAUGCCUGUAAAAAGUCAUCACGUCCAAUUUUUUCCACCGUACUCUAAAUUCAGUAAAACCUCUCCCCCCUUCUAGCGUGAAGUUUUUUUUCUAAAAUCGACAGGGGGGACUACUCUCAACCUUUUUUCAAAUUUUUUUUGGUGCGGUACCCCGCCCCUAUCCCCCUGUUCUUAGACAUGAGAAACGGGCCGGGUCGAGCCCUUUUUUUAGACCCUAUUCGAUCGAAAUUUUUUCUCAAGGUCGGCCCAGCCUUUUUCUGAUGCCUGCCCUGCUCGCGUUUGGCCCUGAGGGUAGGGUACAAUUUAUCUUUACACUUUUGACCAAGUACCUAAGCUGGACCUCUGGCUUCUUUUGUUUAUUUAGUUCCGGCCCGCCUUAAAAAUUUUUUGGAUAUUGAGGUAGAUUUCUAUGGUUUUUGAGGAGUGGAGGAGAUUUUGAGGUUUUUAUCAGGGACGUCGUUACAAAUUUUGACCUUGCUCGGCCCGGUCUUUUUGAAACUUGUCUUAUCGCGUGCCGAAGCUCCCUCAUUUCUAGUUUAUUAUGGAAAGUUUUUUUUGUACUUUUAUGUUCAGACUACCCUGCCUAACCCUACAGUGCCUUACUCUAUCUUACCAUACUCUCUUCCCUUCUCAACAGCAUUUCAAAAAACUUUGAAAAAAAAUUUAGCAUGCUCUUAUUGUUAAAUUUCAAAAAACUUUUUUUUAACUUUUACCCCCUCCUCCUCCCUUCUUUUUGUUUUCUUAAUCAAAAUUUCUAACCUAGCACUAACUAAAAUAAUAUACAAUAUAUUAUAAUAUCUAGUUAAAUAAAGACACUUUUAGUUACAUUCAAGACUCAUGCACCAACUACUGGCGCUACAAGUACAACCAAAGCCCCAAUAAGGACAAUGCGUUAGUUAAACUUAUCGACUAUUUACUUGAAAAAGAAAUUUUCAAAUUGUAUUCAAUAGGAAUAGCAAUAUACAGAGGACGGUGGAUGAAAUCAUACAAAAACGCUAUCAAACACUUCUUGGUCUAUGUCAUUUUAAGGCACAAUGACAAGUUUGUAGAGGAAGUCAAGUUGGACAACAAGGUCAUGACUGAACGUGAGUUCAACUUUUGGAUGAAUUUUAAAAUUUACUUUGAAGUUCAAGUUUAUUUUACGCAGUAAAGGCCAAAAUGUCAGUUUUUACUGCUUUUAAAAUAACCAUGUAAGCUAAGAUACGGUUGAGCUAACUUUGUAAGGUUUAGUCCAGCUUUUACAAGGCUUGUUUAUAUUGGAGCAAAGCCUGGACGGUCCAGACAAAAGACCGGAGUAAGAUACAGUAAGAUGGGGUAGAGUAGGGUAAAUCAAUAUAAGGUAGGGUAAAGUAGAGUAAAAUAGAAUAGAGCAACUUAGGGCGGGGUAGGCUUGGAUAAGGCUGGAUGGGGUAGAGCAGGGUUAAGUAGAGUAGAGUAAAGUAGAAUAAGGCAGGAUAAGGUAGUGUAAGGUUGGAUGAGCUAGGAUAAGAUAAGGUAGGGUAGGGUCGAAUGAAGUAUGGUAAGGUAGAGUAGGUUAAUAUAGAGUAAAAUAAAGAAGAGUAGGAUAGGGUAGAGUGAAAUAGAGUUAAGUAGAAUAAGGUUGGGUAAGCUAGGGCAGGAUAAGGUAGGGUAAGAUAGAUUGCAGUAUGAUACGGCAAGGUAGAGUAGUGUAGGGUAGGGUAGAAUAGGGCAGUGUAGAGUAGGGUAAUUAGGGUAGGGAGGGUAGGGUAAGGUAGGGUCGAAUAGAGUAAGCUGGGGCAAGAUAGAUAUCAAAAAUGCUAAAAAUUUUGCGAAGAAACGUCAUUUAAAAUUUUUUUUUUAGAAUUUGAACGCACGUUAGAUUACGCGUUGGACCUUGUACAAGACUACAAGUAUUAUGGAACAGACAUUGUCGAUGCUUUUGAGUUGGUUGAAGAUGAAAUCAAAGAAGUCUUGUACGAAAUAAUGAGAAUUGCCAGAAGCCAAAAAGAAAUCCUGUAUGCUUUGUGUGAUAUCAAUAUAAAAGAUUAUGAUUUUGUACACAAUUAUUUUUUUGUUGACUAUUCUAUACAAUAAAGUUAUUUGUUUAUGUUUUAGUUUCUUGUUUUAUAUUUUUUAUAGCAAGGAAAUAUUUACAUUACUGUAACUCGACGAGUAAUAGAGCUACGAUAACAAUCAAUACAGAUUCUGAAAGCCCAUGAAAAAUGACAUUUGAUGUUGGUUUGGUUACAGUAACUUAUAAAGAGUUUUUUUGUGGUACUCGAUCGUAUAUUCAUCAUGUAUUAUAUAGCAAGGAAAUAUUUACAUUACUGUAACUCGACGAGUAAUAGAGCUACAAUUAUAAUCGAUACAGUUUCUGAAAGCCUAUGAAAAAUGACAUUUGUUGCUGGUUUGGUUACAGUAACUUAUAAAGAGUUUUUUUGUGGUACUCGAUCGUAUAUUCAUCAUGUAUUAUAUACCAAGGAAAUAUUUACAUUACUGUAACUUGACAGGUAAUAAAGUUACAUAAACAGUCGUUACAGAAAAAGGAACCUAUGUUUGCCUACAAUAACAUUGUUCUCAUUCAUUCAAUAA